Neoarius graeffei (lesser salmon catfish) is the source of this 3064-nucleotide messenger RNA. It is a transcript of the gene vcp, whose product is annotated as valosin containing protein. The record is from RefSeq and is a predicted model, not a curated record. Gene Ontology annotation, molecular function: polyubiquitin modification-dependent protein binding; ATP binding; ATP hydrolysis activity. The coding region runs from base 139 to 2565 and encodes 808 amino acids. Gene Ontology annotation, cellular component: nucleus; cytosol; VCP-NPL4-UFD1 AAA ATPase complex. NCBI's taxonomy places the organism in Eukaryota, Metazoa, Chordata, Actinopteri, Siluriformes, Ariidae. The transcript is spliced from 17 exons. Gene Ontology annotation, biological process: retrograde protein transport, ER to cytosol; mitotic spindle disassembly; autophagosome maturation.
CGCAGAUAAUGUUAGCAAGCUUAGCUGACGUUUUGAAAUUCAGUGCAGGGGUGAAGUGCUAUCUAGAAGGUUGGAGUUCACUCUAAUAAGAAAGCUACUUUUUUUUCUACGUAUUAUUUAUCACGUCUCACAGGGAGGAUGGCUUCGGGCGGAGAAUCUAAAAAUGACGAUCUUUCUACUGCCAUUCUAAAACAAAAGAACAGACCCAACAGGUUGAUCGUUGAUGAAUCCAUCAAUGAAGAUAACAGUGUGGUCUCCCUCUCUCAGGCCAAGAUGGACGAGCUUCAGCUUUUCCGAGGGGACACUGUGCUGCUGAAGGGUAAGAAAAGGAGGGAGACUGUUUGCAUCGUACUGUCCGAUGAUAGCUGCUCUGAUGAGAAAGUCCGCAUGAACAGGGUGGUGCGCAACAACCUCAGGGUUCGCCUUGGAGAUGUCAUCAGCAUUCAACCGUGCCCAGAUGUGAAGUAUGGGAAACGUAUCCAUGUACUGCCCAUUGAUGACACAGUGGAGGGAAUCACUGGCAACUUAUUUGAGGUGUACCUAAAGCCUUACUUCCUAGAGGCUUACCGGCCAAUCCGUAAAGGUGAUAUCUUUCUGGUGAGAGGAGGCAUGCGUGCUGUUGAGUUUAAAGUGGUAGAGACUGACCCCAGCCCUUACUGUAUAGUGGCUCCAGACACUGUCAUUCACUGUGAAGGAGAACCUAUUAAGCGUGAGGAUGAAGAGGAAUCUCUGAAUGAAGUAGGCUACGAUGACAUUGGAGGUGUGAGAAAGCAGCUGGCUCAAAUCAAAGAAAUGGUGGAGUUGCCCCUCAGGCACCCAGCACUCUUCAAGGCCAUUGGUGUGAAACCUCCCCGUGGUAUUCUUCUGUACGGACCCCCUGGAACUGGAAAAACACUGAUUGCUCGUGCUGUCGCAAAUGAAACUGGAGCAUUCUUUUUCCUGAUAAAUGGCCCUGAAAUUAUGAGUAAACUGGCUGGUGAGUCUGAGAGCAACCUGCGUAAAGCUUUUGAAGAAGCUGAGAAGAACGCUCCUGCCAUUAUCUUCAUUGAUGAGCUGGAUGCUAUUGCACCCAAGAGAGAGAAGACUCACGGUGAAGUAGAGAGGCGCAUCGUGUCUCAGCUGCUCACCCUGAUGGAUGGACUGAAGCAGCGGGCUCACGUCAUCGUAAUGGCCGCCACCAACAGACCCAACAGCAUUGAUCCAGCUCUCAGGAGAUUCGGACGCUUUGACAGAGAGGUGGACAUCGGCAUUCCUGAUGCUACAGGAAGACUGGAAAUCCUACAGAUCCACACUAAGAACAUGAAGCUGGCCGAUGAUGUUGACCUGGAGCAGGUUGCCAACGAGACCCAUGGUCAUGUGGGUGCUGAUUUGGCUGCCCUCUGCUCAGAGGCCGCACUGCAGGCCAUCCGCAAAAAGAUGGACCUUAUUGAUCUGGAGGACGAGACAAUCGAUGCAGAGGUCAUGAACUCCCUGGCUGUCACCAUGGAUGACUUUAGGUGGGCCCUGAGUCAGAGCAACCCGUCAGCUCUCCGUGAGACUGUGGUUGAGGUGCCCAACAUCACCUGGGAGGACAUUGGUGGCUUGGAUGAUGUCAAGAGAGAACUCCAGGAACUGGUGCAGUACCCAGUGGAGCAUCCAGACAAAUUCCUGAAGUUUGGUAUGACUCCAUCCAAGGGUGUGUUGUUCUAUGGGCCACCAGGUUGUGGUAAAACGCUCCUGGCCAAGGCCAUUGCCAAUGAGUGCCAGGCCAACUUCAUAUCCAUCAAAGGUCCUGAACUGCUAACCAUGUGGUUUGGAGAGUCUGAGGCGAAUGUUCGUGAGAUCUUUGAUAAGGCUCGCCAAGCUGCCCCCUGCGUGCUCUUCUUUGAUGAGCUGGACUCCAUUGCUAAAGCCCGUGGUGGAAGCGUGGGCGAUGGCGGUGGAGCAGCCGACCGUGUCAUUAACCAGAUCCUGACCGAGAUGGAUGGCAUGUCCAGCAAGAAGAACGUCUUCAUCAUUGGCGCCACCAACAGACCAGAUAUCAUCGACCCUGCCAUCCUCAGGCCUGGCCGUCUGGAUCAGCUUAUCUACAUCCCACUGCCCGAUGAGAAAUCCCGCAUGGCCAUUCUCAAAGCUAACCUCAGGAAGUCUCCAAUCUCCAAGGAUGUAGACCUGGACUACCUGGCCAAGAUGACCAAUGGCUUCUCUGGUGCUGACUUAACAGAAAUCUGCCAGAGAGCCUGCAAACUAGCUAUUCGUGAAUCCAUCGAGAAUGAGAUCAGGAGGGAACGCGAGAGGCAGACAAACCCAUCAGCCAUGGAAGUGGAAGAGGAUGACCCAGUACCUGAGAUCAGGAAGGACCACUUUGAGGAGGCCAUGCGUUUCGCCCGUCGCUCCGUCAGCGACAACGACAUCCGCAAAUAUGAGAUGUUUGCACAGACCCUGCAGCAAAGCAGAGGCUUCGGCAGCUUCAGAUUCCCUUCCAGUAAUCAGGGCGGAGGUGGACCAAGCCAAGGUUCUGCAGGAGGCAGUGGAGGGAAUGUCUUCAACGAGGACAACGACAACGACGACGACCUUUACGGAUAAUUUGAAUAAAUGUGACCACAUGGCUGAUCUCUUCAGUACAGGCCACCAUGUACAAAGAAGAAACCCAACUGAUAAAUUCCACAUUUUUAGGACUCUGUGCUUCUUUGAUGUUUUUUCCUUUUUUUUAUAUAUUAUCAUCCUCCUUCCCUUCUCUCCUCUCCCUGUUGGGGGAGCAAAAGCAUGUAGCUGCUUGUAUUUUGCUCUGAUUUGUGAAAAGGAUUGUUAUUGCAGAACCUUGAUCCUGAUGUACUGUUGGUGGGGGCCUGUUAAAAUGAAUAAAUACACACAGUAGACUGGCUUCAUUCAUUCUUAACUUCACAAUCCCUACAAGCAGCUUUAGCAACAGGAGUUAAUGCUAGCCUGUUGAAAGAUUACAAAAUUGGGGGGAAAGUAAUUGCUAAUUACUUCAUUUUUUAUGAAUGUAGCAUAUGUAUUACAAAUUUGAAAAUGUUUAAAAAAAAAAAAAAAUAAAGUUCACAAAAUGGCCCCAACUGUCAAA